This is a messenger RNA of Podospora pseudopauciseta, 1482 nucleotides long. RefSeq lists its product as uncharacterized. Gene Ontology annotation, molecular function: heme binding; iron ion binding; oxidoreductase activity, acting on paired donors, with incorporation or reduction of molecular oxygen. Bases 1 to 1482 code for a protein of 493 amino acids. The record is from RefSeq and is a predicted model, not a curated record. The transcript is spliced from 4 exons. Lineage: Eukaryota; Fungi; Ascomycota; Sordariomycetes; Sordariales; Podosporaceae.
AUGGCCCUCCUGUCCCUAGGAGUAGGGCCCUCCAUCCUCCUCCUCCUAGGAGGUUUCGCCCUCUACGUCCUGGGCAGCAUACUCUACAACCUCUUCCUCCACCCUCUCCGCUCCUUCCCCGGCCCCCUCCUCAUGCGCGUCACCCGCCUAGGCCACAUCCGCCUCCUGUGUCGCGGCACCCUCCCCUUCGACCUCCUCCCCCUCCACCAAAAGUACGGCCCCGUCGUCCGCAUCGGCCCCAACGAGCUCGCCUUCUCCAACCCCCAGGCCUGGAAGGACAUCAUGGGCCACCGCACCGACAAGUCGGAAGAGCUUGAAAAGUACCUCGGGUUUUACCGCCCGGUGGACGACCUCCCGGUUGACAUUGUGAACGCCAAAAGGGAGGAGCAUGGUCUACUACGAAGAACAAUGGCGCACGGUUUCUCCGAUCGGAGCAUGAGGGAGCAGCAGCCGUUGAUCAAGCAGUAUGUUGAUUUGUUGAUGAGAAAGCUCAGAGCGGCCGGGGGAAAAAAGGUGGAUUUGGCGGCGUGGUAUAACUAUACUACUUUUGAUGUGAUCGGGGAUUUGGCGUUUGGGGAGAGUUUUGGGUGUUUAGAGGGCGGGGAGUAUCACCCGUGGGUCAAGGCGAUUUUCGAGCUGGCGAGGGUGGGGGUUGUUUUUCAGAGCCUGGUUCAUUACCCGUGGGUGUUCAAGGCGCUGAUGGCAGUGGUGCCCAAGAGCUUGAUGGAGGAACGGGAGAGGCACUAUCAGAUGACGUUGGUGAAGUUGAAGAAACGGAUGGAGGGGGGGAAGGAGAGGAGUGAUUUGAUUGAGGGGUUGUUGAAGAAGGCGGAUGAGUGGGGUCUUACGCUUCAGAAACUGCAGGCCAACAGUGCGAUUCUCAUUAUUGGUGGCUCCGAGACGACAGCGACGCUCCUUUCGGGGGUUACUUUCUUGCUGAUGACGAACCCUGACGCGUUGGAGAAACUCACGGCCGAGGUCAGAGGUGCUUUCAAGUCCGAGGACGAGAUUGACUUUAUGAGUGUCAGCAACCUCCCCUAUCUGCUCGCCUGCCUGGACGAGGCGCUCAGGAUGUAUCCUCCUGUUCCGACUGGGCUGCCCAGAGUUGUUCCCCCAGCGGGAGCUAGCAUCGCUGGACACUAUGUCCCCGGUGGUACGGUCGUGGCCGUCCAUCAGUGGGCCAUGUAUCACAACGAGGAGCACUUCAAGAAGCCUUUCGAAUUCCACCCUGAGAGAUGGCUUGGCGACCCAGAAUUCGCGAGCGAUCACAAGGAAGCCUUUCAACCUUUCCACUUGGGUCCCCGGAACUGCUUGGGAAGGAACCUGGCAUACAUCGAAAUGCGUUUGAUUCUUGCCCGCGUACUUUGGAACUUUGACUUGAAGAUGGAUGAGGACAGCGCCGACUGGAUGAGCAAGCAGCGGAUUUUCAACCUGUGGGAGAAGGGGGCGCUGAAUGCUUACUUGACGCCUGUGCAGAGGUAG